GAUCAAACGUUGCGCGAGAUUAGCAAUGAAACCACGCAGCUCCUGCCAUCGUUUGGCGCAGGCAUUCGUGAUUGUGUGGCUGUUGCAGGCCUCCACACUGCUGCUAUCCUUCGUGCAGGGUCAGCAUUAUGGACCGUCCGACAGCUCGAAGGAAGCGAGCGGUCUAAAGCAGGACGAGGACCAUUACAACACCUCCAGCGAGAUGUACAUGGAAGAGUCGGAUGAGCUGGCGCCUCGCAUCAUACAGUACCCGUGUCGGGCGUGCCAGUACCGCAACGUGUACGCGAUGGCUUCGCUGAAAUCGAUCAAAGCGCACGUCUUGAUGAAGCUCGGCAUUGACUUUAUGCCGAACAGAACCUACCCGAAGGUACCGGCACACAUUUUGAGCAGCUUCGAUCAGCAACAGCAGCAGCACGGUUACCAGCAUCAUGCCACGGCAAACGUAGCCCGAGACCCAGACUACAUGGAGGACGAUCCGGGCGUUGGUGCUGAUGAGGAGGUGGAAGAGGACUACGACUACUAUCCGAUCACGAACAAGAUUUACAUUCUAGCGAAACGUGAGUAGUGUACCGAGCAGUGAACACUUGGAUUAAUGGCCAUUUUCUGUCUUUCUCUCUCACUC
Anopheles maculipalpis is the source of this 622-nucleotide messenger RNA. RefSeq lists its product as uncharacterized. The record is from RefSeq and is a predicted model, not a curated record. The coding region runs from base 26 to 565 and encodes 179 amino acids. The transcript has a single exon. Lineage: Eukaryota; Metazoa; Arthropoda; Insecta; Diptera; Culicidae.